AUGGUGCAGUUGGACGGUGAAUUUGAGCAACCAAUAAUCCGAGCUGCGGAGUUGAACGAGGAAGAAGAAAUCAGCUACGACGAUCUGGAGCGGCGGAUGUGGAAUGACCGGGCCCUGAUGAAGAAGUUCAAAGCCCGGCCCGGUUCACAGCCCCGUGUCGAGCAAUCUCGCCGGAAGAAAAUAACCCGAGCCCAAGAUUCGAUUCUCAGAUACAUGGUCAAAAUCAUGGAUGUCUGCAAGGGCCAGGGCUUCGUCUACGGCAUCCUGCCGGAGAAUGGCACCCCGUUGACCGGCUCGUCGGAGAGCCUCCGCACCUGGUGGAAGGAUACUGUUGUUUUCGACAAGAAUGCUCCCGCCGCCAUCGCCGAGUUACUGCCGGAGAUCGCCGCCGCCGGAGUUUUGGACCCGGUGUCCUGUAUGCAUCUGCUGCAGGAACUGCAGGACACAACUCUGGGAUCGAUACUCUCCGCCUUGCUUCCGCACUGUCUGCCGCCGCAGCGGACUUUUCCGUUGGAUCGAGGGCAGGCGCCGCCGUGGUGGCCGACGGGCGACGAGCUGUGGUGGGGCCAACAGGGGGUGGCGGCGCGGGAGCAAGGGCCGCCGCCGUACCGGAAGCCACACGAUCUGAAGAAGGCGUGGAAGGUGAGUGUAUUGGCGGCGAUAAUACAACACAUGUCGCCGGAUUUGGAUCGGAUGAGGGGUUUCGUGACCAAGUCGAAGAUUCUGCAGCAUAACAUGACGACGAAAGAUACCGCCACCUGGUCGAAAGUUGUUAAUCAAGAAGAAGCACUUUCUAUUGUGUCGAAACGAUCACUCAAAAUCCCCGAAGAAAUCCCCGAAGAAGAAGAAGAAGAAAGAUUACUUGUUGCGAAUCAUGAAAAGCCCGAUUUGUAUUCUUCGAGUAACGAUAAGAGGAAAUGCGCGUUCGAUACUUCUACGUAUGAUAGUGACGAGAGCACGAAAUGUCAAAAAAGUGUCGAUUACGAUUCGAUAUGGAGUGGAAAUUACAACAACGACGAAGAAGUAAUUGAGGAGGAAACGGAAUUGAGCCAAUGGGUAAAAAUGGCAAUUGAAAAGAGUAAUAGUAUGACAAAUAAUGUAUGUGGGAAUUAUUGGGGAGAAGAUCUUAUUGAGGAGUUACAAUUUGACUAUCUUGGUUAUGGUGGUGACGACGACAUUGAUCGGAUGUUUUUACCCGACGAAACUUCGACUACUUCUGCUUCCGCGUUCCCUUUCAAUCAACAUGCGUAA
Messenger RNA from Erythranthe guttata (spotted monkey flower), 1251 nucleotides. RefSeq names its product putative ETHYLENE INSENSITIVE 3-like 4 protein. Lineage: Eukaryota; Viridiplantae; Streptophyta; Magnoliopsida; Lamiales; Phrymaceae. Gene Ontology annotation, molecular function: DNA-binding transcription factor activity; DNA binding. The record is from RefSeq and is a predicted model, not a curated record. Gene Ontology annotation, cellular component: nucleus.